Alexandromys fortis (reed vole) is the source of this 5594-nucleotide messenger RNA. RefSeq names its product collagen type XVIII alpha 1 chain (gene Col18a1). The record is from RefSeq and is a predicted model, not a curated record. NCBI's taxonomy places the organism in Eukaryota, Metazoa, Chordata, Mammalia, Rodentia, Cricetidae. The transcript has 41 exons. Gene Ontology annotation, molecular function: extracellular matrix structural constituent conferring tensile strength. Gene Ontology annotation, biological process: angiogenesis; extracellular matrix organization; endothelial cell morphogenesis.
CUCUGAUGGCUCCCGACCCCAGCAGACGCCUCUGGCUGCUGCUGUUGCUGCUCUACUGCUGCCCUGAGCCUGCCAGGCCUGACAACAAUCCCCUGAAUCCCUUGAAUCCCCUCAGGCCUCUGGCUUGGCUGUGGCCCACCAAGACCGACCAUCCGGUCUCCAAGUCCCAGAUCAGUUCACCUGUGCAGUCCACAGGGAGCCCCACCACGCACGUGGUCCCCCAGGAUGGCCUUACAGAUCAGCAGACGACUCCUGCCGACCCCAGGCUACCCCUGGAGGAUCGGGAAGCUGGCCAGAAUGGGACCCCUACAGCUCCUGCCCUCCCCAUUCCCCCGACGGCCUCUGCCGCCGCGAGCCCAGACAUGAAGGAGGAGAAUGUUGCCGGCGUUGGAGCCAAGAUUCUGAAUGUGGCCCAGGGCAUCCGGAGCUUCGUUCAGCUGUGGGAUGAGGACACGGCUACCGAGAACUCUGCUGGGACAGAAACCUCGGCUUCCACGAUCCCUACGGUCCUCCUCACUUCUACCGAGUUUUCCAGCGCCCCCCAGGAGGGUGAGAUCACUCUCUGGCAAAGUGGAGGUGUUCCAAGUUCUCCAGAUGUUCAGACAACUGAGGCCGGCACCCUGGCUGUGCCCACCCAGCCACCUCCCUCCCUGAAUAGCCUCCAGGCACCACUGAGAAGACCCCCAGGGCCACCAGCACCCCCAGAGAACAUCGCUGAGGAGGUGGGGCUGCCACAGCUCCUCGGGGACCCUCUGCCCCCGCAGAUCCAACAGAUCGAAGACCCCGACGUCGGGCCAGCCUACAUCUUUGGACUAGACUCCAGUGGUGGCCAGGUGGCCCAGCACCACUUCCCUAGACUCUUCUUCCGUGACUUUUCAAUCCUGUUUCAUAUUCAGCCGGCCACAAAGGCCGCAGGGGUGCUGUUUGCCAUCACAGACGCUGCGCAGACAGUGGUCUCGCUGGGCGUGAAGCUCUCGGGGGUGCAAGAUGGCUACCAGAACAUCUCACUGCUCUACACGGAACAAGGUGCCAGCCAGACCCGCACGGGCGCCAGCUUCCACCUGCCUGCGUUUGUUGGCCAGUGGACACACUUCGCGCUCAGUGUGGAUGGCCGCUCUGUGGCUCUCUACAUAGACUGCGAAGAGUUCCAGAAGGUGCCGUUUGCUCGGUCCCCGCAAGGCCUGGAACUGGAGCAUGACUCUGGCCUCUUCGUGGGUCAGGCUGGAGUAGCUGACCCUGACAAGUUCCAGGGGAAGAUCUCAGAGCUGAAGAUACGACAGAACCCCCGGGUGAGCCCUGUGCACUGCUUGGAUGAAGAUGAUGAUGAUGAAGACAGGGCAUCUGGAGACUUUGGAAGUGGCUUUGAAGAAAGCAGCAAGCCACACAGGGAGGAGGAUAUAUCUCUAGCACCCAGGCUCCCCCAGCCACCCCCUGUCACUUCCCCGCCCCUGGCUGGAGGCAGCACCACGGAAGAUUCUAGAACAGAAGAAACAGAGGAAGAAACCACGGUAGAGUCUAUAGGAGCUCAGACCCUUCCUGGCACAAGCGGUACACGGGAAGAGAGCGUCCAGAAUCAUGGAAGUGGCUUGAUAAAGGGAGGUCUGAAGGGACAAAAGGGGGAGCCAGGUGUUCCGGGCUUACCUGGCCCAGCUGGUCCCCAGGGUCCUGCAGGCCCAGUGGUACAGAACCCCAGUGCACAACCUGUCCCUGGAGCACAAGGACCCCCAGGGCCUCAGGGGCCACCAGGAAAAGAUGGAGCUCCAGGAAGGGAUGGUGAACCGGGUGACCCUGGUGAAGAUGGAAGGCCGGGUGACACUGGGCCUCAAGGCUUUCCAGGAACCCCAGGAGAAGUGGGCCCCAAGGGUGAGAAGGGAGAUCCUGGUGUUGGAGUUCGAGGACCUCCAGGACCUCCAGGGCCACCAGGACCCUCCUUUAGACAGGACAAGUUGACCUUCAUUGACAUGGAAGGAUCUGGUUUCAGUGGUGAUAUGGAGAGCCUCAGGGGCCCACGAGGCUUCCCUGGUCCCCCGGGACCCCCUGGUGUCCCAGGACUGCCUGGUGAACCAGGGCGCUUUGGAGUCAACAGCUCCUAUGCUCCAGGACCUGCAGGCCUUCCUGGUGUGCCUGGGAAGGAAGGGCCCCCCGGAUUUCCUGGCCCCCCGGGACCUCCAGGUCCUCCAGGCAAAGAGGGCCCACCAGGAGUGGCCGGCCAGAAAGGCAGUGUUGGCGAGGUGGGCAUCCCAGGACCCAAGGGGAGCAAAGGAGAUCUUGGGCCUGUCGGUGUGCCUGGAAAGACUGGCAUGGCUGGACCCCCUGGGCCAACUGGACCACCAGGACCUCCAGGCCCCCCGGGGCCACCAGGGCCAGGAUUUGCUGCUGGAUUCGAUGAUAUGGAAAGCUCUGGGAUGCCCUUCUGGCCAACAGCCCGAAGCUCCGACGGGCUGCAGGGACCUCCAGGGUUGCCAGGACUCAAGGGGGAUCCUGGAGUGGCAGGGCCACCUGGAACCAAGGGAGAAGUUGGAGCAGAUGGAAUCCAGGGCAUCCCUGGCCUCCCAGGAAGAGAGGGUGCAGCUGGGCCCCCGGGACCAAAAGGAGAGAAAGGGACCCAGGGAGAAAAGGGAAACCCAGGAAAAGACGGAGUGGGGCUUCCAGGCCUCCCUGGCCCCCCAGGACCUCCAGGGCCUGUGGUCUAUGUGUCAAAUGAGGAUAGAGCAGUGGUGAGCACGCCAGGACCUGAGGGCAAGCCAGGGUAAGCAGGCUUUCCUGGACCUGCCGGGCCGAAGGGUGACCUGGGUUCCAAAGGCGAGCAGGGUCUUCCAGGGCCCAAGGGUGAGAAAGGCGAGCCAGGUGCUAUCUUUGGCCCUGAUGGCAGAGCCCUGGGCCCUGCCCAGAAAGGAGCCAAGGGAGAACCAGGCUUCCGAGGACCCCCGGGUCCUUAAGGGCGACCUGGGCACAAGGGUGAAAUCGGCUUCCCUGGACGGCCGGGUCGUCCCGGAACAAAUGGAUUAAAGGGAGAGAAAGGGGAGCCUGGAGAUGCCAGCCUUGGGUUCAGCUUGAGGGGAUUGCCUGGCCCCCCUGGGCCUCCAGGCCCCCCAGGUCCUCCGGGAAUGCCCAUCUAUGACAGCAAUGCAUUUGUGGAGUCUGGCCGACCUGGUCUACCAGGACAGCAAGGUGUGCAGGGGCCUUCAGGACCAAAGGGUGAUAAAGGAGAGGUGGGCCCACCUGGGCCUCCAGGGCAGUUCCCCAUCGACUUCUUCCACCUGGGAGCGGAAAUGAAGGGUGACAAGGGAGACCGAGGGGACACUGGACAGAAAGGAGAGCGGGGAGAACCUGGGGCUGCUGGUGGUGGAUUCUUCAGUUCAAGUGUGCCUGGACCACCUGGCCCGCCUGGCUACCCUGGGAUUCCGGGUCCAAAGGGAGAGAGCAUUCGGGGCCCACCUGGCCCUCCUGGCCCUCAGGGACCUCCUGGUAUUGGCUAUGAGGGGCGUCAGGGACCCCCAGGACCGCCAGGACCGCCAGGACCUCCCUCGUUCCCUGGUCCUCAUAGGCAGACUGUCAGUGUUCCUGGUCCUCCAGGCCCUCCUGGCCCUCCGGGUCCCCCAGGAGCCAUGGGUGCCUCCGCUGGGGUGAGGAUCUGGGCCACAUACCAGACCAUGCUGGACAAGGUACGCGAGGUGCCGGAGGGUUGGCUCAUCUUCGUGGCUGAGAGGGAAGAGCUCUACGUACGUGUUAGAAAUGGCUUCCGGAAGGUGCUGCUGGAGGCCCGGACAGCUCUCCCACAUGGGACGGGCAAUGAGGUAGCAGCUCUGCCCCCACUGGUGCAGCUUCACGAGGGCAGCCCGUAUACCCGGCGGGAGCACUCCUAUUCCACAGCUCGGCCCUGGCGUGCAGAUGACAUCCUAGUCAACCCACCACGUCUGCCGGAUCCACAGCCUUACCCUGGAGUUCCACACCACCACAGUGCCUACGUGCACCAGCCGCCAGCCCGCCCCACAAGCUCACCUGCUCACACGCACCAGGACUUCCAGCCAGUGCUCCACCUGGUAGCACUCAACAGCCCGCUGUCAGGUGGCAUGCGUGGCAUCCGAGGGGCCGACUUCCAGUGCUUCCAGCAGGCCCGAGCCGUGGGGCUGGCUGGCACCUUCCGUGCCUUCUUGUCCUCUAGGCUGCAGGACCUCUACAGUAUUGUGCGCCGUGCUGACCGGGGGACUGUGCCUAUCGUCAACCUGAAGGAUGAGGUGCUAUCUGCCAGCUGGGACACCCUGUUUUCUGGCUCCCAGGGGCAACUGCAGCCUGGGGCCCGCAUCUUUUCUUUCGAUGGCAGAGAUGUCCUGAGACACCCAGCCUGGCCUCAGAAGAGUAUAUGGCACGGCUCAGACCCCAGCGGGCGCAGGCUGAUGGAGAAUUACUGUGAGACAUGGCGGACUGAGGCCAGUGAGGCCACAGGUCAGGCCUCCUCCCUGCUGUCAGGCAGGCUGCUGGAACAGAGAGCUGCGAGCUGCCACAACGCCUACAUCGUCCUGUGCAUCGAGAAUAGUUUCAUGACCCCCUUCUCCAAGUAGGGCCUCUGCCAGCUAGAAUGGUGGACAGGGAGGCACAGGACGGACACAGUGCAGGGAGCAUCUGGUCAGCGCCCAGGGCCUGGCUGGGAUAAGAACCUGUGUAGUUCACACUUUAUGUAAUCCUCGAGAAAUAAAAGGAAGCCAAAGAGUAUAUUUUUUUAAACAUUUAAAAUAGACUUCCUGCUCUUCCUCUCCCACUUGAACUGGCCAGGCUGGGGUCACAGAUCCUCCUCCAUGCUUGGUGGAGCUCUAGGGCCAAGUCAGGCCAUAGCUGGGUGUCGGCAGGGGACUGCCCUAGGGUUGCUGCCCCAAACCUGCUGACUUCCUCUAACCUGGCAUCUUUCCGGGCACAGAGCCUUUAAAAGGCAGUCCCAUGUGCGUGCUGGGGACAGACCCCGGGACAGUGCAGGACAGCUGGGACUUUCCUCUCAGCACCCGGUGACUGCCAACAGUACAGGCAGGCACCUGCUCACCCAGGUGCUAACUGGGACCACCCAUGCUGAUUGGUGGGAACCACCUCUCCUGCUUCCCCCGUCUCCAGUAACAACACUCCCUGCCAGAGCAGGUUUCCAAGCUUAGUACUCACUGUGACGACCGGAUCUGAACCCUGUCCUGUCACUGUGUACAGAGGCCAGGAGUGUGGUCAGGCUUAGCCCACGUGCUCAUUUUGCCUGGGGGCCAGACGCGACAUGGGGCCCACCCUCAGGCUUGUCUCUCAGUCUGGCCUCCCUGGUGACCCAUGAGAUCCCAUCCAGAGUGAAACCCAAGCCCAACCAAGGCCAAGAGCUAGGUCCCGAGAGCACCCUGUCCUUGCUCACCAGCCCGAGGUCCAGGGAUCUUGCAGCAGCUGCACCAAACACCUGACGGAGAGACAUGUGUGCUCAGGGCCACAAGUGGCCGAUCAGAGCCACUAUGCCUGCCUCAGGCUCUGAUGCCCAAGGAUGGGGACAAAUCCAAUGGGGCUAGUUCUGUGACUGUGUGAUAUGAAGCCAUUUCGAAGAGGUACCAAAUAAAAGUGACCUUUUAUACAGA